This is a messenger RNA of Drosophila persimilis, 722 nucleotides long. RefSeq lists its product as uncharacterized. The record is from RefSeq and is a predicted model, not a curated record. Lineage: Eukaryota; Metazoa; Arthropoda; Insecta; Diptera; Drosophilidae. The transcript has a single exon. The coding region runs from base 69 to 578 and encodes 169 amino acids.
UAUAACUUCAAAAACACAAAGUUUUUACUUCUCUUUCGUGUUAGAAUUGUUGAAAGAUAUACCUAUAGAUGGGUCCAUUCUGGCCGGUUGCCACAGCUGCCUUGCUGCACUCAGUUCGACUGGAGUUCGAGAACAGCUGUUCGCCAGCCCCGCAAUUGGGCAGCUUUAUAUUCCUUAUAGCCGCAAUGCUGCUCGCUUGGGAUAUCAAUAUAUACAUCAAGGACGGGGUGCAUUUGUCGUGUUUGGCGCAGUUCUUUGUUGGCACCUUUGCAUCGCUGGUUAUUUUGGAGUUCUUUAACCUGAAGCUGUGGUGCUGGCUGGAGGCUUGGCUCUGCCAAGCAGCGCAACAUUUGUGCCUCAAUUGGGGCUUGUUGAGCGAAGAAACAUAUCUGGAAUACGAGUAUUGGAUUCUUGGAGCUGUGACAUCUGCAGCUGCCACGUUUAUUUUGUGGUUUUUUGGAAUGCUCACUUUGCCGCACUUUUCGCCUCGAGACCUCCAGAAAGUGACCAUAACAAAUGAGUUCCAGCAAUGGGUAAAUAAUCCACGGAAAAGGAGGUAUCCCUUUAGGCCCCGCUAAGAUAAAACCAUUGAAAUGUGAUAUCCAAGUUUGGAAACAAAAUUUAUUGUUUGUCUAAAUUGAUACGCAUACUGUAUAUUAAUUGAAUGAAUAAAUUAGUUGAAGUGGUCUUACCUACAAAUAGGCCUACAAAUACCAAUGAAA